This is a messenger RNA of Chinchilla lanigera (long-tailed chinchilla), 5200 nucleotides long. It is a transcript of the gene Nfix, whose product is annotated as nuclear factor I/X (CCAAT-binding transcription factor). Gene Ontology annotation, biological process: regulation of transcription by RNA polymerase II. Lineage: Eukaryota; Metazoa; Chordata; Mammalia; Rodentia; Chinchillidae. Gene Ontology annotation, cellular component: nucleus. The record is from RefSeq and is a predicted model, not a curated record. Gene Ontology annotation, molecular function: DNA-binding transcription factor activity, RNA polymerase II-specific; RNA polymerase II cis-regulatory region sequence-specific DNA binding.
AUGGAGAUGUCAUGGGCGCGACAGAGCCUGGCGGGGAGACCAGCAGCGUGUGAUGAGUUCCACCCGUUCAUCGAGGCGCUGCUGCCUCACGUCCGCGCCUUCUCCUACACCUGGUUCAACCUGCAGGCGCGGAAGCGCAAGUACUUCAAGAAGCACGAGAAGCGGAUGUCGAAGGACGAGGAGCGGGCGGUGAAGGACGAGCUGCUGGGCGAGAAGCCUGAGAUCAAGCAGAAGUGGGCAUCCCGGCUGCUGGCCAAGCUGCGCAAAGACAUCCGGCCCGAGUUCCGUGAGGACUUUGUGCUGACCAUCACGGGCAAGAAGCCCCCCUGCUGCGUGCUCUCCAACCCCGACCAGAAGGGCAAGAUCCGGCGGAUUGACUGCCUGCGCCAGGCUGACAAGGUGUGGCGGCUGGACCUGGUCAUGGUGAUUUUGUUUAAGGGGAUCCCCCUGGAAAGUACUGAUGGGGAGCGGCUCUACAAGUCGCCCCAGUGCUCGAACCCCGGCCUGUGCGUCCAGCCACAUCACAUUGGAGUCACAAUCAAAGAACUGGAUCUUUAUCUGGCUUACUUUGUCCACACUCCGGAAUCCGGACAAUCAGAUAGUUCAAACCAGCAAGGAGAUGCGGACAUCAAACCACUGCCCAACGGGCACCUCAGUUUCCAGGACUGUUUUGUGACUUCCGGGGUCUGGAAUGUGACGGAGCUGGUGAGAGUAUCGCAGACCCCUGUUGCGACAGCAUCAGGGCCCAACUUCUCACUGGCGGACCUGGAGAGUCCCAGCUACUACAACAUAAACCAGGUGACCCUGGGGCGGCGGUCCAUCACCUCCCCUCCUUCCACCAGCACCACCAAGCGCCCCAAGUCCAUCGAUGACAGUGAGAUGGAGAGCCCUGUCGACGAUGUGUUCUAUCCUGGCACGGGCCGUUCCCCAGCAGCUGGCAGCAGCCAGUCCAGCGGGUGGCCCAAUGAUGUGGAUGCAGGCCCGGCUUCUCUAAAGAAGUCAGGAAAGCUGGACUUCUGCAGUGCCCUCUCCUCUCAGGGCAGCUCCCCGCGCAUGGCUUUCACUCACCACCCGCUGCCUGUGCUUGCUGGAGUCAGACCAGGGAGCCCGCGGGCCACGGCCUCUGCCCUGCACUUCCCCUCCACGUCCAUCAUCCAGCAGUCGAGCCCGUACUUCACGCACCCGACCAUCCGCUACCACCACCACCACGGCCAGGACUCGCUGAAGGAGUUUGUGCAGUUUGUGUGCUCCGACGGCUCGGGCCAGGCCACUGGACAGCCCAACGGUAGCAGCCAGGGCAAAGUCCCGGGGUCAUUUUUGCUACCACCGCCGCCUCCAGUGGCCAGACCUGUGCCCCUUCCUAUGCCUGAUUCCAAAUCCACCAGCACUGCCCCAGACGGCGCCGCCUUGACUCCUCCAUCACCUUCAUUCUCAACGACAGGCGCCUCCUCUGCCAACCGGUUUGUCAGCAUCGGACCCCGGGACGGCAACUUUCUGAACAUCCCACAGCAGUCUCAGUCCUGGUUCCUCUGAUAAGAUCGACAAAGAAACAACAAAAUGAAAAAAAGAGGUUCCUCAAGGGGGGAGAAAAAAUUUUGAGACAUAGAAAAAAAUCCCCCAGCCCAGCCCAGCCCAGCCCCACCGAAAAGCAAAAAUUAGACGUCGUCAGCCACUCAGCCCUUCUCUCCUCCAGCCCGGGGACCCCUCGGGCCCCCGAAGCAGCCCAGUUCUCAGAGAGCCCUCGGAAGGGGUCUCGGUGGAGCUGUGCACCGGCAGUCAAGCAGAAAGAAACAAGCAAAAUGGGCUCUGCCACGCAGAGGACAGACGGAAAGAAAGGACGCGGCAGGACUGCCUCCCUCCCCUCCCCCACGGCCAUCGGGAAGGAGCGGACCCCCUCCCCAGCAACCAGCACCCUUCCUAGGGGACCCCACCUCCACUCAGGCCGGAGCGCCCCUAGGGAGCCUGGAGGACCAGCCUGGAAGAUGAUGGGGUGCAGAUCCUAGAACCCCCUCUGUCUGGACUCAGCCCCUCUUGCCCUUCCUCCUGGCCUAGGCUCUGGCUUCUCCCAGCUGCUCCGGACCAGGCAGGGGAGGCCCCUGGGGUGGGCGGGAGGUGAGCCCAGAAUGGAGGGUGUCCUGCCACCCGCCCCCAGCCGCAGGGGCCGUCCCGUGCCCUCUGUAAAGUCCACAGGAAAACGUCCGAAGGCGGACGGCCCCCAGCCUGGGAUAGGCCCCCUCCCCCGUCUCCCUACGCAGGCCAGGAGCCAAGGCAGGUGGCCCCUGGCCGCCCCACACCCCAGCCCCGCAUGCAGGUGCCCCACAAGCUGGGGCCGGGUCCAGAGUGGAGCGGAGAGGGGACCCCGGAGCUCAGCGAGGAGGACAAGGCAGCCGCUGUUGCGGCCGGGCUACGCGGCCACCUGCGCUUAGGUAGGCGUCCUGCUCACUGCCCACCGGCCCGCAGACUUUCAUUUCCUGGGGAGGGCGUUGGGUGUUGUCCUUUUCAAGUGUUUUGGAGCUUUCUGGCCCCCUCCUUCCCACUGCCCCCCCCCAUGGCCACUUCUCUCUGUAUCUUAGUUGUAUUGUCUUUCCUCUUGACUUAGGGGUGGGGCAGUCGUCCUUUGGGUCUUUUGCUGUUGCAGUUGGGAACUCCUCCUCCGUUUGAGCAACUUGGGAACAGUUUGGUCACAGCCCACAGGAAGUAGCUCCCCAGCCCUCCUCCCCCGAGGAUGGGGGGGCCUGUCCGGAGGUCCUGCAGAAGCCCGGGGAGGGAGGGAACAGGAGCGCCCAGCCCGGCAGGGUGUGACCCGGCCCCUCUAGCUUGUCUUUCUGUGCCUUACUCCUCCUUCCUGCGUCCCCCUCGGCCCCUUCUCAGUCCUUGUGCCUCUCUCUCUCCCUUUCUUAACGGUAUGAAGACGCAAAGCACAGGUCAGGAUCCUCUGAAAGUCAGUCCAACAUUGCACCACGUAGGGGUGGGUUAUGGGCUUUAUUUAUUGAGACUCUAGUUUGCGAGGCUGUGGCCCCAGCAGGCAGAGGAGGGAAGGAGCCGUCUGGGCAGGGAGAGGGCCGCGACCAGGGCGGGGUGCUUCCCCCAGCGCGGCCUCGGAGGGAAACUGAGGAAGCCCCGUUCUCCUGGCCGCGGCAGAGGACGGGGCGGGGGCGGGGUCCCGCGGGCUGGGGUGGGGAGUGAGGCCGGGGUGGGGGGGCCGGGCGGCCGGGCGUGACGCGCGGUCAAAGUGCAAUGAUUUUUCAGUUCGGUUGGCUAAACAGGGUCAGAGCCGAGAGCAGAGCGGGAGGGGCCCUUGCCGGCCGGCCGCGUGCGCCCCUUCCGUCGACGACAAUCGGGGUCCGCGGGCGCCGCCCGGGCGAGGUCGGAAGCUGCAGGCCAGCUGGGCCCGGGAAGGAGGUGGCGGGGACGGGUGGGGAGAGGCGGGCGAGGGGAGACGAGGGCACCGGGGAUGUGGGAUGUUAGGAGAGGGAAAACCCACAAAAAUGUAUAUGGGGGAAAUGAACUUUUUUGUUUUUGUUUUCAUUGAACCAAGUGCAAUGCAUCAGAGUUUUCCUAUCUUUGUAUGUUAAGAGAUUGUUAAGAAAAAAUUCUAUUUUUGUUGUAAUGUCCUCGCGGCUCUGGGGACGCUAAAAGAACUGGGCCUGCCCCGCCCUGCGCGGGGGUAACGAAAGCUGAGUGUUUUUCCUUUUUUUUUUUUUUUUUGGUUCGUUUUCAGUUUUAUUUUUAAGUCAUUUUCCUGCGUUGACGAGGAUGAUUUGGGGUUUUUAUUUGUUUUGUUGUUCGUUCUCGAUUUCGGUGGGAGGGCUGAAGGAAACGUUCAUGUUUUGGAUUUAAAAAAAAAAAAAAAACACCUCACCUCGACAUUUAAAAAAAAAAACCCACAAGAUCAAAAGGAAAAAAGGACGAGAGAAAAUUAUUUUUAGGAUAAUUAAACAUAAAAACCCUGGUGCUUCUUACAGUAUAAAGUACGUUUUAAAAAACCCACAAACUAUUAUACAUAAGUUUAUGAUCAGUUAAGUAUCCCGCACUUGUUAGGACCAGCAUACCCCUUCCUUGUUGAGCUUAACGGAACGGGACGCGGCGUGCGCCGGCGGCGGCGCUGCUCGGCCGCGGGUCUCCCCAAUGCCAACGAACAAACGUCCCCUUCCCUCCCUCCCGCCCCACCCCGAGCGCCCUUCUUUGAGCCAGACGCCAACUUGACCCUCACCAGCAUUAUCAGGAGCGCGCUCAGCAAGUUGGUAGUUUCCUCCCAUCCCCUUGCCCCUCCCCGGCGCCCCACGCGACAUCACUCCUCCUGUCCCGCCCCCGGGAGCACCCGAGGCUCGCUGCUCCAGGACAGGCCCCGCCAGGCCGACGGCCCAGGCCCGCGCCCGCCCGCCCGCACGCACACGGCCGCACAGCCCCCGCCCCGCCCGCCCGCCCGUGACUGCCUUACGCACCCGCCCCGCGCUGGCCGGCCGACCUAGUGCCUUGUUCUCACCCCCGUGCUGGCGGAGCGGACGCCGCGCUCUGGGACCCAGAGGGGCCUGGUGGCUCAGACGACCCACUGCUUCUCCACCCCGACCGUGCCGAACGGACACCCCCCCACACACACACACACACGAGAGAAAAUAAAGGAGCAAUAAAGUCACGAGAACUUUUGUCCCCCAAUCGAGAGCCCGAGGGGCACCCCAGCCCCGCCUCUGCUCCCCCCGACUCUCGGGGCGCCCCCAUCCCCUCGCAAGCCAGCCUGGGCCAGCCCCGCUUCUGCCCCUCCCGGGAGAUCCGUGCGCCCGACCAGCACCAGCAUUGCGGACCGCAAGGCCGCCCGUCCCGUCAAACAAGUUUCUUCUUAGGCUAAGAAACGCAGUAUAUACGAGUAUCUCUAUAUAUAGUACUAAUGGAUUGGUGUGCUUCCCCUUAGCGCCCCUCCCUCUGCGCCUCCUCCUUCAGCCUGGUCCCCUCUGCCCUCCGCCCCGUCUCUGCACUGAGAUACAUAAGAAACAAGGGUAGUUUACUGUCUGUUUUGUUUUCUGGGUUUUCAGUGUCCUAGCGGAAUGCAAGUAGCCAGCCCGUCUGUCCCCUCUCGCCCCGCCCCGCCCCGCCCCGCCCCGUCACUGCGCUUCUGUUAUACCAUCUUUGCCUGACUCUCUGGCUUCUCCAUUGAAUGGCUAAUGUGUAUGUGAAAUAAAGAAAUAAAGAAAAAAAAAAGCAA